This is a messenger RNA of Liolophura sinensis, 632 nucleotides long. RefSeq lists its product as uncharacterized. The record is from RefSeq and is a predicted model, not a curated record. NCBI's taxonomy places the organism in Eukaryota, Metazoa, Mollusca, Polyplacophora, Chitonida, Chitonidae. Bases 18 to 632 code for a protein of 204 amino acids. The transcript has 6 exons.
AGCAUAAUUUCUUCACCAUGGCCUCAAAAACUGAUGCCACAGUCAAAAAGAAAAAUAAACCUCUAAACAAACGACCUAAUUUAGCCUCCAAGAAGACUUUUCAUCUCUCUAAGCCUCAUCAGUUCAAUGUAUGUGGCGAAAAGUACGAGUGUAGUGUUGACGACGGGAGAGAGGGAAAGACAGAGUACCAGCUGACUGCGUAUGUAAACCCGUCUUUCUCACUACAUGAAAAGGACAGAGUUCAACCCCCUGCUCAGGCCCGUGAUGAAGUCACAUUCGCCCCACACAGACGACCUGGUCAAUUUCAGGAUUUUGUUCCACGCAAGACAGCGACCAACACCAUCUCUGCUAGGAUUAGGGAAAAUGAAAUUUCUCUGCCCAUUAUGAACACCUUAGUCUACCAGCGGCCAUUCUUUGAUCCAGCUGAGAACGCAGACAGCUUAGUCCACAUUGAUGUGGAUGAUCGGAUCCCAUUACAGCCUAAAAGCCGACACUCUAAACUCGCCAAGAUCUGGGAUGAGCUCAAUUGCUGCACUAAACAUCGCUGCGAAGUCAGAAAAGAUCACAUCUCCUGGCCCGUGGUUGGCUCCCUUGUGGUGCGCGGACCUGAAGGAGAAUUAGAAGGUAGAUAA